ACCACAAUGGGGAAUAAGUUGGUAACUUUUACAGAACAACAGUUGGAAAAUUAUCAGGAUUGUACUUUCUUUACCAGAAAAGAAAUAUUAAGAGUAUUUAAAACAUUUCGAGAAGUACGUCCAGAUCUAAUUCCAAAACAAAUGCGAAAAAACGAGGCUAUUAACGCAAGAAUUCCAUUAGAAGACAGCAUAGAAAAAAUUCCAGAAUUGCACGAAAAUCCCUUCAAAAAACGAAUAUGUGAAGUAUUCUCUAGAGAUGGUAAAGGUAACUUAUCGUUUGAGGAUUUUUUGGAUCUACUUUCGGUUUUCAGCGAACAAGCUCCCCGAGAUAUAAAAGUUUUUUAUGCCUUCCGUAUUUAUGAUUUUGAUAGUGACCAACACGUAGGACCUGAAGAUAUUGACCAAGCCCUACUUCUGCUCACCAGAAAUACUCAAGAGCUGACUCCCGAAGAUAGACAACAAAUUGCAGAAAAAGUGAUUGAAGAGGCAGAUGUCGAUGGGGACGGAAAACUUUCGUUUAUGGAGUUUGAACAUGUAAUCACUAGGGCUCCCGAUUUUCUAACUACCUUUCAUAUUAGAAUCUAAUGGAAUAUGAAAAGGUUUUCUCAAGAAUAUAUAGUAUUAUAACAUAUUUUUUUAGUAAAUAUUUCUUAUUGACAUAUUAUAUUGUUUGCAUAGAUUUAUUAAUUUACUUUUUUAAUAAAAUAAUGAUUUAACAUAAUUCUUUUACCAAGUGUUUUUGUCUAUUAAAAUUUGCU
Molecule: messenger RNA, 758 nt
Organism: Diabrotica balteata
Lineage: Eukaryota; Metazoa; Arthropoda; Insecta; Coleoptera; Chrysomelidae
Source: the annotation of a GenBank genome assembly